Molecule: messenger RNA, 1975 nt
Organism: Anopheles gambiae (African malaria mosquito)
Lineage: Eukaryota; Metazoa; Arthropoda; Insecta; Diptera; Culicidae
Product: alpha-glucosidase
Exons: 2
Coding region: 65-1879 (604 amino acids)
Biological process (GO): carbohydrate metabolic process
Source: RefSeq, a predicted model, not a curated record
ACAACUGAACGGCAUUGAUUGCGUGUCGAGCGGCACGAGUGUGCAGAGAACGAGUGAGUGAGUGAUGCGUAUUGCAGUGAGUGCACUAGUGCUGGCAGCCGUUGCGCUGCUGGCCACGGUUAGUGGUAAGUCGGCAACGGCUGGCCGACAGCACGACCACAGCGCCGAGCUGGACUGGUGGGAGUCGGGCGUGUUUUACCAGAUCUAUCCGCGAUCGUUCAAGGACAGCAAUGGGGACGGUGUGGGCGAUCUUACCGGCAUUACGGAAAAGCUGGAACAUUUGGCCGAUCUUGGUGUGACUGGGGUGUGGCUGAGUCCGGUGUUUAAAUCACCGAUGGCGGACUUUGGGUACGAUAUUUCGGACUUCCGCGAUGUGGAUCCAAUCUUUGGCACUAUGGCCGAUUUGGACCGUAUGGUGCAGAAGGCAAAGACGCUCGGUAUUAAGGUGAUUCUGGACUUUGUGCCGAACCAUACGAGCGACGAGCACGAGUGGUUUGUGAAGUCGCUGAACAACGAGGGAGACUACCGGGAUUACUAUGUGUGGCGCAACGGUGUGAACGGUGGAACGCCCAACAAUUGGCAAUCCGUGUUCCAUACGCCUGCCUGGACGCAACCCGCCGGACAAACGCAGUACUAUCUGCACCAGUUCGACAAGAAGCAGCCGGAUCUGAACUACCGCAACCCGAAGGUGAAGCAGGAGAUGGCGGACAUGGUUCGCUUCUGGCUGGACAAGGGCAUCGACGGGUUCCGCAUCGAUGCGAUCAACCACGUGUACGAGGAUCCCCAGUUCCGCGACGAGGAGCUGAUCGAUCCGAAGGGUGAGCUGAUCUGGGAAAACCUCGACCACAAGUACACGCAGAACCUGCCCGAGUGCUACGAUCUCAUCUACGACUGGCGCGAUGUGUUCGACCAGUACAAGGCGGCAGACAAUGUGACGCGCCUGAUGAUGACGGAAGCGUACGCAAACCUCGAACAGACGAUGCUCUGGUACGGCAAUGCGAACCGCAAGGGCGCUCACAUGCCGUUCAACUUCGCGAUGAUCAACCGGCUGUCGAAGGAUUCGCGCGCCAACGACUUUAAGGUGGUGAUUGACGAGUGGCUGAACGCGAUGCCGGCCGGCGCCCGGGCGAACUGGGUGCUGGGCAAUCACGAUCGUCCGCGCAUUGCCUCGCGGUACGGGCGCGAUCUUGCCUCGAGCCUGGCCGUGCUGGAGAUGACACUGCCCGGCAUUGCGGUCGUGUACUAUGGUGAGGAGAUCGGUAUGGAGGACAACCGGGACAUUACGUUCGAGGAGACGCAGGACCCGCAGGCCGCCAACACGAACCCGGACGUGUAUCAGCAGUUUACGCGCGACCCCGUCCGCACACCGUUCCAGUGGGAUGCGACGGCUUACGCUGGGUUUACCGUAGCUAGCGCCCAGAAGACGUGGCUGCCGGUACAUCCGAACUAUCGGGAGGUGAAUCUGGCCGCUCAGAAGGCGGCGAGCAACAGUAUGUUCAAGCUGUACCAGCGGCUGAUCAAGCUGCGCAAGGAGCACACGUUCAUGCACGGUGAUUUCGAGUCGAAGGUGCUGCUGAACAAUGUGUUUGGCUAUACGCGCACGCUCGAGGGCGAGCAGUCGUAUGCGGUCGUGGUCAAUCUGAACGAUAACGAUGUGAAUGUGAACCUGCAGGAGCUGCACGAGGACAUUGACACGGCCCGGGUGGCGCUUACGUCGCUCGACGCUCGCAUGAAGGAGGGCGACGAGGUGACGGAGGUGUUCCAUGUCGUGCUUGGUCGGUACGAUGCGGUCGUGUUCGAGAUCGCGUCGUCGGCCAGUGCGCUCGGUGCGUCGAUGGUGAUGCUGCUGGUGGCAGCGGUGCUGCGAUCGCUCUUCUAAGUCAUUUUUCCUUUAUUUUUGUUCUCUUCUGAACCAAAACCUCGUAGUGUAAUGUAAUUUAUUCGAUAAAGAAACGAAUGUGUCGAUGAAAAACUA